AUAAAUAGCGGGGGCUGGGCCGGCCGGCGCUUAUUGCCUUGCCUCUCCAAAGCGCGGGCGGCUGGAGAGAGGAAGGCGAGGAGGUAGCAGCGGCAGCGGCAGCAGCUUCAGCGGAGGGCGCAGAAGCAGCAAGGGGAGAAAGGGGUGGGGUUCGCCGGCUGCCCAGGGCCACGGCGAUGGUGCGCGCCUGAGGGGAGCUGCCACCGCCGCUCUCGGGCGUCGGGUCCUUGCCGGCUUCGGGCGGCUCCUCCGUCCGUCCCUGCGCUGGGGUGGCCGCGGCGGGCCCAGGCGGGCGGCUGAGGCUGCGGGGCCGCCGCCGCUGCCGUCGCCGCCGGAGAAGGCACAGGAGGAUGGAGGGCGCCCUGGACGCGCAGAGCCUGAUCGCCCUGUCGCUGCGCAAGAUCCACAGCUCGCGCACGCAGCGCGGCGGCCUCAAGCUCCACAAGAACCUGCUGGUCUCCUACGUGCUGCGCAACGCCCGGCAGCUCUACCUGAGCGAGCGCUACGCCGAGCUCUGCCGCCGCCAGCAGCACCAGCCCUACCAGGAGGGCGGCGGCGGCGGCGUGCUCUUGGGCAUGGCUGCCGCGCCCGGAGCCGAGCUCUCGACGGCGGACUUCAGCCCUCUCCAUUUGCCCGGGGGCCACGCCGGGGACCAUCACCACCACCACGACGCCGGCGGCGGCGUCCAGCAGGGCCAGCUGCGGAGCUGCGCCCUGGCCAGAGUCGGCGGCGGCGGCGACUUGGAGAUGCCCGCCGGCUGCGCCGCGCUGCAGGACGAGGAGCCGCUGGGGCUGCCGCUGCCCCAGCAGCCGGCCGCGCCGUCGGGGCUCUGCAGGGACUCCUCGCCGCCCUUUGACCCGCGCGCCUCGCUGGGGCUGCUCUACGCGGCGCCCGACAGCUGCGGCUUCGCAGCCGCCGGCGCCCUGCCGCCGUCGGGGCUGGCGGCCGCCUCGGCGCCGCACUGCUCCAGCCGCACCACCGUCUUGGACCUGGACACGCACGUGGUGACUACGGUGGAGAACGGCUACCUGCACCAGGACUGCUGCGCCCAGUGCCCGUCGUGCGGCGGCCAGGGACUCGCGCCGGCGGCGCCCAGCCCGGGCUCCAAGCGCAAAUACUACCCGGGCCACGAGAGCGAGGAGGACGCCGGAGGAGGGUCGGCCGUCGGAAGCGGGGCUCGAGGAGGAGGGGGCGGCGAGCCCUCCCAGCCGCCGCCGCCGCCCCACCCCGCCUUCGCCCCUUGCCCCAAGCGCGCCCGCUUCGAGGACGCCUUCCACCCCGAGCCGCCGGAGCCGUCCAACAUCUCCAACUUGAUCUCCAUCUUCGGCUCCGGCUUCAGCGGGCUGGUCAGCCGGCAGCAGCAGCACCAUCACCACCACCAUCCCCACCACCACCACAACCAGCAGCCGCCCACGACGACGGACUCGGAGCAGCCGCUCAACGGGCAGCUGUGUAGCAAACAAGCUCUCGCUAGCCUGGGAGCGUGGACGCGGGCGAUCGUGGCUUUUUAGACGGGGCGGGCAGCCGGCUUGGCUCUUUUGGGGG
This is a messenger RNA of Hemicordylus capensis (graceful crag lizard), 1545 nucleotides long. RefSeq names its product immediate early response 5 like (gene IER5L). The record is from RefSeq and is a predicted model, not a curated record. Bases 351 to 1511 code for a protein of 386 amino acids. Lineage: Eukaryota; Metazoa; Chordata; Lepidosauria; Squamata; Cordylidae. The transcript has a single exon.